UGGAGGAGUGGGAAUUUGAACUCUCAAAACACCCAUUCACCCGUUGGAACAAAUUCAAAACCCUACUCCUCCGUCAAUGUCCCAAGCGGCGCUGCAUCAGCAAUCUCCGAUCAACUCCUCCGAUGCAACGCCGCAUUCUCAAUUUCCCAAUUUCAAUGCCGAUCCCUUCAGCACUUCCUCUUCCUCCACUCGCAUCAGGUCCCGACCAAGGCUCGCUAAGCUUAGAAAGCAAUCCGCUGCUCACCAUGCCAGGUCCCGGAGCCGAGCCGCCGCCGUCGCCGCCGAUGGCUCUGCCUUCGGCUUCAAUCCUUUUUGUUCUGAUCAGGUAAGUGGUCAUGCUAGUGGUGCUGGAGAUUGUGACGGCGGUUCUUUGAACGGCCUUCGUAGGUUUGAAAAUGACGUUUUUGUGUUUGGUGCUGGGAAGGGCGAUUCUGAUUCUGCUAGGGAUUUGGAUUCUAGGAAGGGAGCGAGUGAGAAAGAAAUGGAGUCUAGGAAGAGUGCUGAUGUGGAAUUCGUGUUUAGUGCUAAACGGAGUGAUGUCGAAUCGAAUUCGAUCCCCGAGAGAGGGGGAAAUAGUAGUGGAAGUGUUGAAGAAAUGGAUUAUGGUGAUGAAAGGAAGAUGUCGAUUUCGGAAAGGGAGCUGGGGGGGUUCAGUAGUACGGCAUUUGUUUUUAGUGCUGGUCGGAACGAUUCGGUUUCUGGUUCAAAUGUAGAGAAGGGAAAUUCUAGUGUUUUUGUUGGUAAUUCAGGGCUUGAAGACGGUGGGGAGAGGGAAUGUAAGAGUGAAUUUCAGAGUGAAAACCGGGAGUGUUUUGGUAGCGACCAUAGUGGUAGAACAGCUAGUGUUAAUGUGGAAAAGGAGGAGUGUAUUGACAGCGUGCGAAAUUUGGAUCAUGGAAUGGGUGCUUUUAAUGCAAACACAGAAACCAAUGGUAAAAAUGAUACGGACGCUGAUCUGUAUCAUCAUUUGGGUAAUGAUGAUAAGAUUAGGAGUAAAUAUGGAAGUACUAACGGUAUUUCUGCUACCUGUAGUGACAUUCCAGCAUGUGAUUUACCAGGUGAGAUGAAGAAACUGAACAUCAACUAUUCUGAGGGUGCUGGUGUCACUAAUUUGACGAAUUCAUGUGUAAAUAGUAGUACUGGUUUUGUGUUUGGAACUAGUGACAACGUUUCUGGCUAUUCUAGUGUUAGUUCAGGAACUGAUGCUGAUGGUCAGCAGUCCAGUACUCAUGUUGCUUUUGAGAAUAUUGGUGGGCAAUAUGUCAAAGCAGGCAAAACUAAUGAUGUUCAAAAUGGAACUGUUUGUGGAGCACCUAGCUAUAUGCCAUGCUCUAGUCAAGAAGGCAUUGGAGGUUUCGAGUGUGGCAAAAUUCCUGAAUGUAACGUGUCUCAAGAUUCAAAAGUGAGUGGAGCUACAGCAUCAUUUUCCUUCUCAUCAUUUGGUCUUGAUUCCUAUUCAAAUAAUUAUGCUUUCAUGAGCCAUUUUUCUAGUUCAGAUAACCGUAAUGGUGAAAAUUGUUUUGCAAGUACUCCAGAGGCAUCCAAAGGGUCUUUUAUGGACUUCAAACCCCCAACAUGGGAUCCUUCUUGUUUUAAGGACAACUUAUUUCCUAAGUUAAAUAAAAAAUUUGAAUCCACACAGAAGGGAAGAUCUUGCAAAGAUAAAGGAUCAAAGUGUACGAGGCGAAAAUCAAAGCUGCAUUCCUUGAAUAAGAAACAGACAAGGCUAGAUCAUUUGUCAAAGGAAAGUAGUUCACUCAAAACCCCUGAUUCUUGUGGUAAUCACUCACCCAUGGAUUUUUCUCCUUAUCAGGAAACAGCAGAAAAUGAUCAAGAUGUAAAAGCUUCAGAAGAAAUAAAUAGUCUACACUCAACAAUUCCUGCUGAUUAUAAAGGUGAACACUUGCCUGCUGUGGGAAGGGAAGAUACAGAUAAUAACAAGUCAUGUAAUGGAAAUUCUUUUGACAAUUUUCAUUCUUCUGGGCCUUCUGGCCCUGAAAUAGUCUGGCCUAAUUUGAAAACUCAGCAAUUCUGCAGUAGUAGUGUAGCUGGUACUUCGGCAGCCUCAAACACUGAAAGGAAAAAUGAUGAUAUGUUUCAUUUUGUUCAUGGUCUGAGUGAUGCAAAGGGAAAAGAUUUUGCAUUUUCUGCAUCAUCAACUGUAGAGGGUACUUCAUCACUUAAGCGUAAGCAGAAGAAGAAAUUUCGGAGGAAAACAGGGUGCAACUCAUUUGUUAUAUCUCCAAAUGUGAAUGGAAAGUUUGUAUCUUCUGUACAAGUUUCACCACUUACCACUACCAACAUGUCAUCACAUUCUGAUGUGAUGGGCAAUUCUCAGAAGAAUGACCAGUUAAAGGAAGGGGAUAUCGCAUCAUCAGAUACAAAUCCAGCAGCCUGUGACAAAUGGAGGCUCAGGGGGAACCAGGCCCAUAAAGAUGGGGAUCUUUCUAAAGCUGAAGAAUUCUACACACUAGGAAUAAAUUCUGUCCCUUCAAGUGAAAGAUCAGGAUGCUGGUUCAAGCCUCUUUCACUGUGCUACAGUAACCGUGCGGCAACACGCAUGAGUCUUGGAAGGAUUAGAGAAGCUCUAGAGGAUUGCUUGAUGGCUACUGCUCUGGACCCUACCUUUCUAAAAGUACAGAUGAGAACUGCUAACUGUCACCUUUUACUAGGUGAAGUAGAAAGUGCUCAGCAGUGCUAUAAUAAGUGCAUGGAAUCAGGCAGUGUUGUUUGUUUGGAUCGAAGGGUUAUAGUAGAAGCAGCUGAAGGUUUGCAGAAGGCUCAGGAAGUGGUCAAGUGUAUAAAUAAUGCUGCUGAACUUUUAAAAGAGAGGACUUCUGAUGCAACUGUUACUGCUUUAGAACGAAUUACAAAGGCAUUGUCAAUAAGCUUAUACUCAGAAAAAUUGCUUCAAAUGAAGGCAGAGGCUCUAUUCUUGCUGCAAAAGUAUGAUGCGGCAAUUCAGCUUUGUGAACAGAGUCAACUUCUUGCAGAAAAGAAUUUUUCCUUAGAAAAAAAAGUGAACAAUUCCAGUAGUUCCAUGUGUGAUAGUUACUCAAGUGUAAAAUUGUGGAGGUGGUCAUUGAUAUCCAAGUGUUACUUUCAUUUGGGAAGGCUUGAAGCAUCACUUAAUGUUCUUGAGAGAUUACAGCACAUUGUGUCUGUCACGAACAAGUGUGUGAUUGAUAACAUUGAAGACUUGUUUUCAUUAGCUGCUACAAUAAGAAAACUUCUGGAGCACAAGAGUGCAGGAAAUGAAAACUUUAGAUUGGGGAAGUAUACAGAAGCUGUAGAGAAUUACACUGCUGCUUUAUCAUGCAAUUUUAAAUCACGUCCUUUUGCAGCAGUAUGUUUCUGCAACCGUGCUGCAGCUCAUCAAGCUUUGGGCCAAAUUGCUGAUGCCAUUGCAGACUGCAGUAUGGCUAUAGCCCUUGAUGGAAAUUAUGCUAAGGCAAUUUCAAGAAGAGCUACCUUACAUGAGAUGGUUAGAGAUUAUGAACAAGCAGCUUGUGACCUCAAAAGAUUUGUAGCUGUUCUUGAAACUCAAUCCAAUGAAAAGGCUAAACUGUCUGACUCACCAAGUGGAUCAAAUGGUGGAAAAGAAUCAAGGCAAGCUCAUCAACGUCUGCAUUCAGUGGAAGAUCAGGCCAAAAAGGGAACCCCCUUGGACUUUUACCUCAUUUUAGGAAUCAAACCAGCUGAUACAGCAAUGGAUAUCAAGAAGCAAUACCACAAGGCAGCUCUUAGACAUCAUCCAGACAAGGCUGGUCAGUUGUUGGCAAGAAGUGAAGUUGGAGAUGAAGGCCAAGUCUGGAAGGAAAUUUCACAGGAGGUGUACAAGGAUGCGGAUAGGCUUUUUAAAAUGAUUGGAGAGGCAUAUGCUGUGCUUUCAGACCCUGCCAAGCGCUCAGAGUAUGAUUUGGAAGAGGAGAUAAGGAAAGCUUCUAAGCAAAGUAAUAGAGGUGGCACAUGCAGGAGAUCUUCAGAUGUGUAUGGGUAUGGAAGACCAUCUGAUGGUUGUAAAUCUCCCUCUGACAGAUCUUCAAACAGACGGUAUGGCCGGGAUCAUUGGAAGACAUAUGGACAUUCAUAUUCGCGAUGGUAAGAGUAAGAGGAUACUCAUACACAGGCGUCAAGGUUCCUAUGCCUGGUUUGAUUGAAAGUGACAUUCCUUCUCAUUCUUGAUGGACCCAAGUUUCAUGAUGGAAUGAAAACAAAGGCUUUAAACUGCUUUUGCAGGUAAUUAUGACUUGGUCUAGUUGAAAGUGACUCUGGCCUUCUACUGAUUUUAUUUUCUUCUGGUCUGACUCAGGCCAUUACUGUUUUAUAUUUACGAUCUGAACCAGGUCUUCACUGAAAUAAGAUUGUACGUAGAUAUUGCAAGCAUGAGCCAUAGUGGUGUUUAACCUUGAAGUAGCAAAGAACUACAGGCUGGGGAAAUUAGGCAAGACCAGGCCCCAUUAACAGCGAUGUAUGAGCUUCACCAACUUAAAUGUUAACAAGGCAUUAUGCUUUACUUGCCUGCCUUUAUCCGAUGAUAACGGGCAAGGGAUUGUUUAUACAUGAAAUCCGGCAUACAUAGAUGAAGGAGCCAAUGCAGUUGUCUCGCAUGUGUCAUAGAUGCUGUUAAGUUAUCAUGUUGUUUUAGCUUCUUAAUAGGGAGUGGUUCAGUCAAAGAGAAGAAAAAGAAAGCGCGUGAUAAAUACAGAAAAUACACGUGUCUUUUCUGUUUUAAUCGACCAAAAUUACUUGAGUGUAGCGUGUCUAACCUCGACAUUUUUGUUCUCUUGGAUUUCACAAGUGAACAGGUUAUUUAAAGAAUACUGUGAAAUAUUUAUUGAUAUUGAUUCUUUAUAUCUAUUGGUAGGGUAUGUAUCUCUGGCUGGAUAAGGAUGGAGAGUGUAAUGUAUAUCAGUUCCAGUGUGUAUUACGAU
This is a messenger RNA of Abrus precatorius (Indian licorice), 4934 nucleotides long. RefSeq lists its product as uncharacterized. Gene Ontology annotation, molecular function: protein binding. The record is from RefSeq and is a predicted model, not a curated record. Bases 77 to 4105 code for a protein of 1342 amino acids. NCBI's taxonomy places the organism in Eukaryota, Viridiplantae, Streptophyta, Magnoliopsida, Fabales, Fabaceae. The transcript has 11 exons.